Molecule: messenger RNA, 435 nt
Organism: Paraglomus occultum
Lineage: Eukaryota; Fungi; Glomeromycota; Glomeromycetes; Paraglomerales; Paraglomeraceae
Source: the annotation of a GenBank genome assembly
AUGGUUACAGCACUAGAUUUUAUGGUCAAACAAGAGUGGUUGAAAGCAAUCCAUGAAAAUGACAACAAAUUUUAUGUGGUUUACUUAAAUGCCGCCGUAAGCGACUGUGUUUCCAUAUCGAUACUGCACGAUUUGGGAAUGACACCUUAUAAGGCAAGGCAACCGAUUAAAUACAAACUUGAGCAUGAUCAUGAUGGACACGUAAUGACAUAUUUGGGUAUAAAGCAGACAACGUCUUUGAGAGACAAAGGUAAAAGGAGAGUUCCGAAUAUACCAUCGCGUCGUCUCAAAAAAGCGCUGCUGAUGAGGGAGAGUAAUUAUGACGCCAACUUUCCAACGGAAACUGUCAAAAUUAUCUGUGCAACGGCUGCUGACGAUGUGGAUCCUGUAGACGUUGUCAAACCACCAGUAAACUUGAAAGGAGGUUAUCGCUAG